AUGUUUGGUCUUAAACUUAACACUAUUCGUAAACAUAUUGAUAAUAUUUUUAGAAAAAAAACAUGUCAUUUUUCAAGAAUAAAACUUCAACUUGAACUAAAUUGCAAGUUCUCAGAACCUGGAUAUUAUCAUGGUCAAGGUUUUGCUAAACUUAGAAAAGGCAAACAAUUAGAAAUUGGUUAUUAUAAUUCUAAUACUAAAGAGGAUUUAAAAGAUGAAGAAGUUCAAACAAACCCUUAUGAGAUAGCAACUGAAGAAGUACUAAAAGGGGAAAACAUUGAUAAAGUAAUUACUAAAUAUAUAUCUUAUACUGGAACAGAAAAAAGUAAACUUUGCAAAGAUUUAUUUCUCAGAAUAUAUGAAAAAGAUGAUAUUAAACAAUUUGAAGAAUAUAAUAAUGAAGAAUUUAAUUAUAACUGCAACUCUAUAGAUACAAAUGGAAAAAGAGAUAUUAUAUGUAUUUUUGAAAAAGGAAAUAAGCAAGACUUUAAUAAUCAAAUAUUUGAUAUUGAAUUUAAUAAAAGAACAACUUUAGAACAGGCUAAAGAAGUUACUACAGAUUUAGGAGCUGAUAGAAUAAUAUUAUAUGAUCCUGCAACAGGAUUGUAUUAUUGGAGACAAAAUUGGACAAAUGAAAUAAAUAAAUAUUCUACUACUAAGAAUAUUAAUGAUAUUACUGAUCAAAUUAUGACUAAUAUUCCUAAAUCAAAGCCUGGAGAAUGA
Molecule: messenger RNA, 723 nt
Organism: Dentiscutata heterogama
Lineage: Eukaryota; Fungi; Glomeromycota; Glomeromycetes; Diversisporales; Gigasporaceae
Source: the annotation of a GenBank genome assembly